Molecule: messenger RNA, 137 nt
Organism: Dentiscutata erythropus
Lineage: Eukaryota; Fungi; Glomeromycota; Glomeromycetes; Diversisporales; Gigasporaceae
Source: the annotation of a GenBank genome assembly
AUAUGGGAGAUGUGGGGAAAUUAUUUGAGGAAUUUCAUGAAAGAACGUCUGACAAAAUCUUAGAGUCGAAUAUGAUUGAAGAAGAGGGGGUACCGAUGGAUCUCGAAAGUAAUGACGAGGAUCACGUUUCGAAAUAG